UAUAUAUGUAUAUGUAUACUAAUUAAAACUAAUUGUAAGUAGGAUUUGCUCAUCAUUAAAAAUCAAUGAAUUACAAUUAUUUCUAUAGAUAAAAUGUUAGCUCAUAUUUUGGAUUAAGUACAACAGGUAGUGUAAAUUUUUCAGUUUAGAAGUCUGAAGGUAAGAUUAUAGGAGAAUUCAAUAAGAAAGUAUAUAUAAAAUAAAUUAUUAGAGAGCAUUGAAAGAUAGGAGACAUGCUCAUAUUACUCUAUCAUUAGAUAUAUAAAAUAAAUAAUGCUUAUUAUAAUAUGAAGAGAUUAAAAUUGAAUAAGGCAAAAAGAAAUGCUCUAAAUUAGGAUUUGGUGGUGAAAUAGGAACUGAAUAAUUCUUUUAAAAAAAUAAGAAAUUUGUGUUAUUUUUAUUAGAAAUUCUGCAGAAAUGA
Messenger RNA from Paramecium sonneborni, 421 nucleotides. NCBI's taxonomy places the organism in Eukaryota, Ciliophora, Oligohymenophorea, Peniculida, Parameciidae. The record is from the annotation of a GenBank genome assembly.